CUUCGUUGACGCUAGCGGGUCACAGACGCGUUUUGUUAUGCGUUCUCAGUUUUCGAUUUGCAAACCGUUCAGUUGAUUUUAUUCCUACUCUUUUUGUGCUCCGGUGCAUUUAACGGGAGUGUUGAGUGAAGUGGCGUUUUAUUUAUUCAUAUGCCGGCGUUUUCGAAUGUGCCUUAUACAAACGUUGAAGAAGAAUAACAGAAAAAACUUCGUACUGACUGUGUAUGUGAAGUUCUAGCUGGAUUGGAGCAUUCCCGUUGAGUGAUAAGAUCAUCCGGUGUUACAAGCAGUACUGGAUUGUUUAAAAAAAAGCAGUGCACUUACAGACCUCGGGAGAUUUGAUUUGAUUCCAUGACAACGGAACCCACUCCGGGGCAUCGGAUUCAUCAUAGACAUCAACGCUAUUUACUGGAAUCACCGCAGUGCCGAAACCGAAAUUAACCGCAACCAAUCAGGCGGAGAGCGUUUCAAUGAUCUUCUUCGUGUGCCACGACUGCCCCGAGUGUGCAGAGUGUAGUUAAUUGAAGCCCCCAGGCAGAGAAGGCUAACACCCUUCCGGGCGUCCAGAAAUGGUCAAGCAGUGAGCCUCUCGCGCAGUGAAAACUCCGAACGAAACAGGGGAAGAUAGUACAGUAAAACAGAUAAAUCUUAGAUCAUCACGCAGCAUCUGACCCAUCAUCCCAACCGCAACGAAGACCGCGCGCAAUUUAGAUGAAGAGUUAUAACUAACGUUCGAGAACGAACGAAAUAUCCGAGUGGAAUUCAGUGUUAUUGUGUGUGCAAGUGAGAAAGAAUAAUAGUGAAAAAGAGAAAAGCUUAGAGCUCUGAGGAAAACGAACAACGCUGGACCAGGAGUAGCAACAAUGUUGAAAUUUAUACGUGGAAAAGGCCAACAACCUUCGGCCGAACGGCAGAAGCUGCAGAAGGAACUAUUUGCAUUCCGGAGGACAGCCCAGCAUGGCUUCCCGCACAAACCGUCGGCCGUGGCCUACGACUCGAUCAGCAGACUGAUGGCCAUCGGCACCAACAGCGGUAUCAUUAAGGUAUUCGGUCGGCCCGGCGUCGAGUUCUACGGUCAACAUCCCGCCACAACGAACGCAUCCGAUUCGAUAGUGCAACUGCUGGAAUGGAUCCCCGGAAGUGGUCGGCUCCUAUCGCUGACGGCUUCGAAUCAGUUGAUCCUGUGGGAACCAACCGGAACGGUGCUAGUUCCCAUCAAGACGCUGCCAUUCGAUGGAAAGCUUAAGAAGAUUUCAUCUCUGUGCUGUUCCUACAUGAAGGAUACAGUGUGGAUUGGCACCGAGGGCGGUAACGUGUAUCAGUUCGAUAUCAAGAGCUUCUCCGUGCGAGAACCGGUCAUCUACCACGAUGUGGUGCUCGAACAAUUACCGCAAUCAUACAAACUGAACCCUGGAGCGAUCGAAUCAGUAAAACAAUUGCCAAACAAUCACAAUCAGCUGCUAAUUGCAUACAAUCGAGGUCUUGUCGUACUGUGGGAUUUGGAUGCAAACAAUGUAAAGCAGUCCUUCAUUUCUCCGGGUCACGGUCAAAGUGUUGGAUUGUACAUUUCUCCCUGUGGCACACAGUUCACCUGGUAUCAUGGAGAUGGUUCAUUUGCAACCUGGGAUUUGGACAGUCCAAUACCCCCAGAAAAUCAAAAGUAUGUGCCUUAUGGUCCAGAUCCAUGUAAGGCCAUUGAUAGAUUGAUUCGCGGGAAACGGGGCCUUUGUGAGCUGGUCGUGUUCUCCGGAGGAAUGCCAAGGUCAGCAUAUGGUGAACACCAGUGUGUGUCAGUUCACUGCCGAGAUGGAACAAAAGUAGCCUUCGAUUUCACCUCCAAGGUAAUCGAUUUCUUCGUCACUUUCAAUGAGGAUCGCCCAGAGCAGGUUGAAGUUUUGGUCGUACUGCUUGAAGAAGAAUUGGUUGCGUACGAUUUGACAGAUGAAACCAUUCCGCAAAUAAAUAUUCCUUAUUUGCAUUCACUGCAUGCCUCUGCCGUUACAUGCAAUCAUCUGGUUUCCGGAGUGAAGGCAGAACUUUACGAAACGAUUGUUCGAGCUGGAGAGUCUCAGCUAGUGGAUUACAGUUCCAAACCGUGGCCUAUUGACGGCGGUAUGCUACCAGAAACUAUCGAAGACGAACGACAAGAAUACGAUCUACUUAUAACGGGUCACGAAGAUGGCUCCGUGAAGUUUUGGAACUGCAGCGAUGUUUGCUUAAGUCCAAUUCUGCAUGUAAAAACCGCCCCACUGUUCAAUAACAGUGACGAUUUUGACAAUCAUUUGACUACCUCAACGGAACAGUUAGACGACGGGGAACCUCCGUUUCGUAAAGCCGGUCAGUUCGAUCCAUAUUCGGACGAUCCUCGUUUGGCCGUGAAAAAGGUUCAACUGUGUCCGACGACGGGAACCUUAAUCGUAGCUGGGACCGCCGGCAAUGUGGUCAUUGCCAACUUCGAACCAUCACGAGAAGAACCUGGCCCGCUGAAGGUAUCCACGAUGAAUUUGGUAAGCGAUCGCGAUGGCUUUGUCUGGAAAGGUCACGACCAAUUGAAGGUGAAACGACAGUUGCUAGAAGAAAAUACUCCUAUUCAGGAAGGAGUGAAUGUGGUUAGUGUGUUGCAGAUUCUUCCACCGGCUGCAGUGACUUGCACGGCAGUUCAGAGUCAGUGGAAUCUGGUUGCAGCCGGUACCGCACACGGAUUGGUGCUUUUCGAUUACCACACUCAAAGCCCAGUGCUGCAUAAGUGCACACUGAAUCCGAAUGAUCUCACUGGUGCAGGUGAAACUCUAUCGCGCCGUAAAUCAUUCAAGAAGACCCUUCGAGAAUCGUUCCGUCGGUUGCGCAAGGGACGUUCCACCCGGAACAAUCCAAGUGCACAGGCCACUACGCCGGCGGAAACUCGUCCCGUCGAACGGCAGAUCGAAGCCCGCCCUGUAGAUGACGGAAUGGGUUCAAUGGUUCGGUGUUUGACCUUUGCGCAGACCCAUUUGACGAAUCAACAACACACUAGUGCAACAUUGUGGUCCGGAACGAAUUCUAGCUGUGUAUCGGUAUUUAUUCUGAAUGUUCCUCCAAGACCACCGCCACAGCCUCCAACACAAAACAACGAGGCCAACGUAGAUGGAGGGGAUGUUCCGCCACCGAAACCCAUCACCGGACAAUUGGCCAAGGAAAUUCAACUGAAGCAUCGUGCACCGGUCAUUGCGAUUUCUCUGUUCGACCAGCAUGGUGUUCCACUCGAUUUCCAGUCCAAACCGGGCCCUGGACCACACAAGGUUCUCAUUGCAUCCGAAGAGCAGUUCAAGGUAUUCUCCCUGCCACAACUGAAACCGGUCAACAAGUACAAACUAACAGCGCAUGAAGGAGCGAGAGUUCGCCGUAUAGCUUUUGCAACAUUCAUGUGCACCCUGCCGGCGUCCCAUCUGCAAGCAAGUCCAUCCAAAGCUGGAUCUCGAACACCGGCCCCAGCAGCCACCGAAUCUGCUCCAGCAUCCGGUUCUCCAUCCGCAGAAGCACUGAACGCCAGCAAUGCUGAGCCAGCGACCGCACCCGAAGUUCCAAAACACUACGAGAUCAGCCUGCUCUGCCUGACGAACCUUGGCGAUUGUUUGGUUCUAUCGGUUCCGGAACUGAAGCGUCAGCUGAAUGCGGCGGCAGUGCGGAGAGAAGAUAUCAAUGGAAUUUCUUCGCUUUGUUUCACAAACCAUGGGGAAGCCCUGUACAUGAUGUCUUCGUCGGAGGUUCAGCGAAUUACAUUAUCCACAUCGAAAAUCGUUUCGCCUACGGGAUACAUCGAGCUGGAAGACUGGUCUCACGAGCAAGAAGAAACCGAACUGGCGGUUGAAGCUGAUGAAGCAGCCGCAACACCGGAAGUUGAGGAACCCACCGCAGAAAAGCCAAUCGAUGUUGCGACACCUCUGUCCGUGGUCGUAACUGCCAUCAAUGGAACUGGUUCCGCUGGAGGGGAUGGCCUGACCAACGGUGUCGGCAGUGGCGAUGACGCUUCCCCCAACAAGGCCGCCAAUGAAACCAUCACCAGCUCUAUUGGGGACAUUACGAUCGACUCGGUUCGUGACCAUCUGAACUCGACGACCACGACGCUUUGUUCAACCACCACCGAGGAAAUUGUUGGCCGGCUAUCAGUGUUGAGCACGCACUCGAACAACGUAGCAUCUUCGGCCAAAGCCACCGACAUAACGACCCUCAAUUCAUCCAACAUUAAAGAUUUGAAACACAUCGGCGAUUCCACCGAAACGGCCUCCAACUCGGUGAUCAUCAAGUCAGUCAUCACCACGGUCAAGCAUGGCACCAGCCACGUCAACGGAGAACACAAUUCAACCACCACGACCGAGAGUUCCAAAACCGUCUCGACCGGUGGCGGGCUUCCUUUGCUCCGAAAGGAGAGUCAAUUCUAAGGGAGUUUUUUUUUCGGAACUACCAUCUGUCAACAUGAUGCAGUUAGUAAGAUAUGGGACGAACGGUGAUCGACGACACCAGAAGGGGUUGACCGCGCGAUCAGCGUGAUGAAGAUUGUUGUCGUUGUGUUUAAGUUUGAGCUAGUUUAUUAGUAUUACUAUUAUCACUUUUAACGCGACAGACAUUUGCUAUUAGAAGUAGACACAGGUAAGUAUUUUAUUAAUUUCUUUGUGAAAUGUUCACGACGUGUCCGUGUGAUAAUUCCAAUCUAUUCAACUUGACACACGUAAUAGGAAGGGCACGAUAAGAGAAGUUGAAUCCAAUGUUAUCGUCUUUCACAACAAACUUGAAAGAUCAUCGAAACCGAUGUUCCAGCUCGCGUUCCGUUAAAUAUGUUCACAAAAUGCAUUUAAAUGCGAAACGAAAAUAAUUUAAAAAAUAUGAUUGCGAUCGAAGACGCCGUGUGAUAAAUGAAAUUUUUUAGUUGAACCUGUCUGCAGACAUUGUAGAACGAACUUUACACAAACGAACACAUUACAGGAGACACAACUCUGCCUUCGAUUUUAUACUUGAAAUUUACCGAUAUUGGUAAAACUUAUUCAAACUGUGAACUGUUUACACAGCAAUUAAAGAUGAACGGUAGCUUAUUUAAUUAGGAGCACGAAUGCAGCCAGAGAGUAGUCUAACCAAGAAUUGCAAGAUUUCCGUAAAAAAGAUGCAUAAUUUUUCGCAAGUUUCCGAACGAGAACGAUUCUACAAAGUAUUAUUAUUAGUGCUCCUUCUGUGAAAAAUUCAGGGGAAGAGGCAAACGAUGAUAAAACGAGAUGUUGACGAAGGCAUCUUUUAGACAUAGCGAUCGGUAUUUAUAUAUCUAUUACUACUUAAAUAAAAACCACUUUAUUAUACAUAGUUGUAGCCGUAUUUUUGAUGCAAUUUACAUGCGUAAAAGAGAGUACUAUACAAAAGGUUAAGUAAACCCGACAAGCAAACAGAGUAAAUUAAUAAAAAUGUCUUAAUGUUUAGUGAUAUA
Molecule: messenger RNA, 5449 nt
Organism: Armigeres subalbatus
Lineage: Eukaryota; Metazoa; Arthropoda; Insecta; Diptera; Culicidae
Gene: l(2)gl
Product: lethal(2) giant larvae protein
Exons: 10
Coding region: 864-4418 (1184 amino acids)
Biological process (GO): regulation of Notch signaling pathway; regulation of protein secretion; cortical actin cytoskeleton organization
Cellular component (GO): cytoplasm; cortical actin cytoskeleton; plasma membrane
Molecular function (GO): syntaxin binding; myosin II binding; GTPase activator activity
Source: RefSeq, a predicted model, not a curated record